Lates calcarifer (barramundi perch) is the source of this 4573-nucleotide messenger RNA. Its product is annotated as NACHT, LRR and PYD domains-containing protein 3. The transcript has 10 exons. Gene Ontology annotation, molecular function: protein binding. Lineage: Eukaryota; Metazoa; Chordata; Actinopteri; Centropomidae. The record is from RefSeq and is a predicted model, not a curated record. Bases 414 to 3764 code for a protein of 1116 amino acids.
UUGUCGCAGAUCAUUUUCUCCAUCUGAAGGUGAUGUAGCUGUUUUUCAUGUUUUAUCGUUACCUGUCGUUACCUCCGGUUAAUCAGACGUUGUUGUGAUGUUACUGUAACAGAGUUUUAUGUGGAGUUGAAGCGGUAGAAUAAGAACAGCUCUGACUUUCUGUGUGAUUAGAUGGACUCUACAGGACUGAUGUGGACUCAGUGUGGCAGUCAGAGGGGCUGAGGACCUUCACUCUGUUGUUGUUCUUCCACAAAUCAUUCUGACACUAACCUGUCUCAGUCUCUGUACUUUACUCGAGGAUUUUCAUUUCCUGCUUCUACUAAUGUGAUAAUAAUGAGUCAUUCUGCAGGAGACACUUUGGCGCCAUCUAGUGGACUGACAGCAUAUUCAAUCUUGGAUGUGAAUGGAGCAGCAUGAAUCAGAGUGAGGACAGAGAGGAGGGAGUCCCUCCCUCUAAAACCACUCUGUGUGGGGAACAUGAGAGCCAGACCAAAGCUCAGAGCCCAGAGCAGCAGCACUCACCACACUCUGCUGGACCUGGACCUGGACCUGGACCCAGCUGUGUGUCCAUGAAGAGCAACAAGUCAAUAGGUGAUGAUGGUUAUUUCAAACAAAGUUUUGGAAGUUUCAGGAUCCAGCAGCAGAGACCAGACUCUCCUGAACCCAGCUGUCUGUCUUUAAAGAGUGACGACUCGAAGGGCUUGAUCAUUGAGUUUAAAGGGCGACGUCCAUCAGCUGAUCAGAUAGUGGACCAGGAGAGCUCAGAGGUUCCCAGUGGUCAGUCUGCCCAGCAGCAUCAAACACACCUGGACUCCAUAUUUAUGCUGCUGGAGGAGAACAUCGUCACUUUUGUGAAGAACGAGCUGAAGAAGAUCCAGAAGGUUCUGAGUCCAGAUUACCCAGAAUGCUUAGAGAGUCAGAGGGAGGAUGAGGAGGUGUUGGACGGUGAGGAUGAAGAGCAGAGGAGCAGCAGAGAGGAGUUUCUGAAGAUCACACUGAACUUCCUGAGGAGAAUGAAGCAGGAGGAGCUGGCUGACUGUCUGCAGAGCAGACAUUUUGCUCCAAUUUGUCGACGUAAACUUAAAUCUAACCUGAAGGAGAAGUUCCAGUGUUUGUUUGAGGGGAUCUCUAAAGCAGGAAACCCAACCCUUCUGAAUCAGAUCUACACAGAGCUCUACAUCACAGAGGGAGGGACUGGAGAGGUCAAUGAUGAACAUGAGGUCAGACAGAUUGAAACAGCAUCCAGGAAACCAGCCAGACCAGAAACAACCAUCAGACAAGAAGACAUCUUUAAAGCCUCACCUGGAAGAGAUGAACCAAUCAGAACAGUGAUGACAAAGGGAGUGGCUGGCAUUGGGAAAACAGUCUUAACACAGAAGUUCACUCUGGACUGGGCUGAAGACAAAGACAACCAGGACAUACACUUCACAUUUCCAUUCACUUUCAGAGAGCUGAAUGUGCUGAAAGAGAAAAAGUUGAGCUUGGUGGAACUUGUUCAUCACUUCUUUACUGAAACCAAAGAAGCAGGAAUCUGCAGGUUUGAAGAGUUCCAGGUUGUGUUCAUCUUUGACGGUCUGGAUGAGUGUCGACUUCCUCUGGACUUCCACAACACUGAGAUCCUGACUGAUGUUACAGAGUCCACCUCAGUGGACGUGCUGCUGACAAACCUCAUCAGGGGGAAACUGCUUCCCUCUGCUCGCCUCUGGAUAACCACACGACCUGCAGCAGCCAAUCAGAUCCCUCCUGAGUGUGUUGACAUGGUGACUGAGGUCAGAGGGUUCACUGACCCACAGAAGGAGGACUACUUCAGGAAGAGGUUCAGAGAUGAGGAUCAGGCCAGCAGGAUCAUCUCCCACAUCAAGACCUCACGAAGCCUCCACAUCAUGUGCCACAUCCCAGUCUUCUGCUGGAUCACUGCUACAGUUCUGGAGGAUGUGUUGAAAACCAGAGAGGGAGGAGAGCUGCCCAAGACCCUGACUCAGAUGUACAUCCACUUCCUGGUGGUUCAGACCAAACUGAAGAACAUCAAGUACAAUGGAGGAUCUGGGACAGAUCCACACUGGAGUCCAGAGAGCAGGAAGAUGAUUGAGUCUCUGGGAAAACUGGCUUUUGAGCAGCUGCAGAAAGGAAACCUGAUCUUCUAUGAAUCAGACCUGACAGAGUGUGGCAUCGAUAUCAGAGCAGCCUCAGUGUACUCAGGAGUGUUCACACAGAUCUUUAAAGAGGAGAGAGGACUGUACCAGGACAAGGUGUUCUGCUUCGUCCAUCUGAGUGUUCAGGAGUUUCUGGCUGCUCUUCAUGUCCAUCUGACCUUCAUCAACUCUGGAGUCAAUCUGCUGUCAGAAGAAAAACCAAGAAUAGAUAAAUCUGCAGAGACACUUUUCUACCAGAGUGCUGUGGACAAGGCCUUACAGAGUCCAAAUGGACACCUGGACUUGUUCCUCCGCUUCCUCCUGGGUCUUUCAGUGCAGACCAAUCAGACUCUCCUACGAGGUCUGCUGACAAGGACAGGAAGUGGUUCAGAGACCAGUCGGGAAACAGUCCAGUACAUCAAGAAGAAGAUUGUAAAGACUCCCUCUGCAGAGAAAAGCAUCAACCUGUUCCACUGUCUGAAUGAACUGAAUGAUCGUUCUCUAGUGGAGGAGAUCCAACAGUACCUGAAUUCAGGACGUCUCUCCACAGAUAAACUGUCUCCUGCUCAAUGGUCUGCUCUGGUCUUCAUCUUACUGUCCUCAGAAAAAGAUCUGGACGUGUUUGACCUGAAGAAAUACUCUGCUUCAGAGGAGGCUCUUCUGAGGCUGCUGCCAGUGGUCAAAGCCUCUAACAAAGCUCUACUGAGUGGCUGUAACCUCUCAGAGAGAAGCUGUGAAGCUCUGUCCUCAGUUCUCAGCUCCCAGUCCUCUAGUCUGAGAGAUCUGGACCUGAGUAACAACAACCUGCAGGAUUCAGGAGUGAAGAUGUUGUCUGUUGGACUGGAGAGUCCACACUGUUCACUGGAGACUCUCAGCCUGUCAGGUUGUCUGAUCUCAGAGGAAGGCUGUGCUUCUCUGGUCUCAGCUCUGUGCUCCAACCCCUCCCAUCUGAGAGAGCUGGACCUGAGCUACAAUCAUCCAGGAGACUCAGGAGUGAAGCUGCUGUCUGCUGGACUGAAGGAUCCAGACUGGAGACUGGACACUCUCAGGGUGGAACCUGGUGGAGUCCGAUGGUUGAGACCAGGUCUGAGGAAGUAUUCCUGUCAACUCACAAUCGACACAAACACAGUGAACACAAAACUCAAACUGUCUGACAACAACAGGAAGGUGACACAUGUGGAGGAGGAUCAGUCAUAUCCUGAUCAUCCAGACAGAUUUGAUCAGUGGUGUCGUCAGCUGCUCUGUAGAACUGGUCUGACUGGUCGCUGUUACUGGGAGGUCGAGUGGAGAGGAGGGGUUGAUAUCUCAGUGAGUUACAGAGGAAUCAGAAGGAAAGGAGGCAGAGACUGUUUGUUUGGAAUGAACGAUCAGUCCUGGAGUCUGUUCUGUUCUGAUGAUGUUGGUUACUAUGUCUGUCACAAUAACAUGAAGACAUCUAUCUCCUCCUCCUCCUCCUCAUCCUCUGUCUCUAACAGAGUAGCAGUGUAUGUGGACUGUCCUGCUGGCUCUCUGUCCUUCUACAGAGUCUCCUCUGACUCUCUGAUCCACCUCCACACCUUCAACACCACAUUCACUCAACCUCUGUGUCCUGGGUUCUUCAUCUGGCCUGGUUCCUCAGUGUCUCUGUGUUGAGUGUAGCAGAGAGAGUCUCCUCCACAUGAUUGACAGUUUGACUGUAAAAUGAAUCAAAUGAACAGAGUCCAGUUGUUGUUGUUUUCUGACAGUAAAUGACUGGGAGGUUGAAAUCUCUUUCACUUGACGUCCAUCUUGUUUUUCAUCUUUAAAUGAUAGUGUGACGUCCUUAUGUGCUCCAUAUCUGGGCUCUACUGUGAAUACAAAGAUACACACUGGUUUGUCGAGUGCAAACAAUACAUGGACCCAGGAAUAAAAACUACACAGAGCAGCUUUAGUUGUGCCAUAAAAGCUACUGUGAUUCAGAUGGAGCUGUUGAGAAAAUGAAAGUGAAGAAAAGAACAAACCCGGAGGAAAACCUUCCCAGUUCCACGCUCACCUGUCCUGUUGUCCCGCCUCUGGAGAGCUGGGAUUGGACGGCAGCUCUGACUUCACCUCCAGUGUCGGCUGGCAGCUGUCGAAGCUCCUCUGCUCACUGAGGAGACUAAUGGAUUCACAGAAUAAAGAGAAACGUGUUCAACAAUGUCAAGAAGGGUUGAGAUCUCAGAACCUCUGUUACCUACACCAACAGACUGAGAUCAAAAUCUCCAUGUAAAACAUUAACACAGAGUUCUAAUUUAUGAUUUUGCUGUGAUAAUUUAUACUACAUACACUUUUUAAGAGUAAAAAAGAGAAAUCUGAUCAUAAGGUUCUUUGUUGAGUUUUCCAGGAAAGAGGAAGGACUCUCUCCAAAAGGCUUUGUAGUGAGCCAACCAGCCUCAGCUCUUUACCAUGUUUGUAACUUCAAUAAAUAUUCAAAGUUAAAGUUG